Molecule: messenger RNA, 638 nt
Organism: Bradysia coprophila
Lineage: Eukaryota; Metazoa; Arthropoda; Insecta; Diptera; Sciaridae
Source: RefSeq, a predicted model, not a curated record
AGUCAGUACCUUUUCACUGCAUAAUUAAAUAGCAAUUCGUUACACAAAAUGAAUCAAAUUUUAAUAUUCAUGUUGAUUUGUGGUAUAACCAAAACGUAUUGCGACGAGGAUAAGACCUACGCAUUCAAAUAUGGUGGUAUGGAGCAGCAAGAUUCCGUAAAAGAAUACUUUGAUAUUGUCAUGGACGAAAUAAAACACAAAGACGGAUCCGAUUCGAUUUUCCUCGUUAAUGGGGAAGUUGAGCAAAAAUUGGACCUGGACGAUGAAUGGAAAUCACGAAUAAUAGUCUAUCGGAGCGACACGGUUGAUGGUGAAUACAGCGAAUACAAGCGAUUUCCCGAAUUCAGCGCCUGCUCAUUUAUGAAAAAAAUUUACAAACCUUUCUUUCAUCCGACUAUGAAAGAUUGCUCGAAUCUACCAGAUCCAGAGACGUGUCCGAUAACUAAGGAACAAUAUAAAAUGACAAAUUGUGAAUUUGAUGCGAAUGUGUUCCGAAAAUUGUCACAACCCGGCUUCUAUAAGAUUACCGCAGACCUACUUAAAAAUGAUGAGGCCGUAACUGGAGUCAUCUUUCGAGGAUCGGUGUACGAGAGGGAAUGAUAAAUUAGAUUGAGGUGAAUUGUUCCAAAUAUUUAAAA